This is a messenger RNA of Mizuhopecten yessoensis (Yesso scallop), 769 nucleotides long. RefSeq names its product mucolipin-3-like. The transcript has 6 exons. The coding region runs from base 59 to 709 and encodes 216 amino acids. The record is from RefSeq and is a predicted model, not a curated record. Lineage: Eukaryota; Metazoa; Mollusca; Bivalvia; Pectinida; Pectinidae. Gene Ontology annotation, cellular component: lysosomal membrane; plasma membrane. Gene Ontology annotation, molecular function: NAADP-sensitive calcium-release channel activity.
AACUAACAAUGUAUUGUCAAAAAGAGGAAGCUGGGAAAUAUUACGUUUCCGUGACAUCAUGAUUAUCAUCAGCUGUCUUUCAACCAUCAUUGGUACAUGUCUCAAGUUGCGAUAUGAUGUUGGGGAGCUGUCCACAUCCGAGGAUUUGGAUAUGUGCGCAAUCUUACUGGGUAUUGGAUGUAUGCUGCUGUGGAUAUUAGCUCUCCACUACUUAGCCUUUGAGAAGGUGUUCAGUCUGCUGUUCCUCGUGUUAGACCGGUCUGCUUUGCCUGUUUUGCGCUUCCUCUUGUGUAUUUUUGUCGUAUACAUGGGAUUCGUAUUGUGUGGAUGGGCAGUGCUGGGGCCUUAUAAUGUGAAGUUCCUGUCAUUCACCGCCACGUUCCAGUGUCUUCUCGCGCUCAUGAACGGUGACGAGGUGUACGUGACCAUGGCUGCUGCAGACGGAGGGAGCCAAUUGGCCUACUGGUUCAACUCGAUAUUUGUCACCCUCUUCCUCUUCCUGUUUGCAAUACUCGCGCUGAACAUGUUCAUCGCUAUAUAUAACACUACGUACGAGAAAAUCAGGGAGGACAAAGAAGAAGAAAAGAGCGACCUGAUGACAUUCAUUGGCGGCUGGACGGCCGCACUGUAUACACUGGAUUUAAAUGAGUGCUGUACAGAUAAUAGUACAGGCUGCUCCGGUAUUCUGUGUUGUAAACCGAACGCUUAAAGGGGCAAUUGGAGUGUGGUGAGAUGAUGCCUCUUUUCAUUUCAACGGACAAACCGCCUG